GACAACUUUGAACAAUGGCCGUCGUGAAGGUUCGAAGCGUGACACUGGUGGUCUGGGCGCUGAUAGCCAGCCUGGUGACGGCCCAAAUCACAUUCAGCCGCGACUGGACGGGCGGGAAACGCGCCCCGGCGCCACUCGACUGUGCCCAGUUCACACGGCUCUGCCGGCAGUUCGUACACGAUCUGAAGACCUCGAUGGCCGUCUCCGGCUUGGAGAAGCACCGACGUCCUAACUCCGACGACCCCAACUACGACGAAGACAAAUAGACCACUACUGCAGCUGGAGCCGGAGUCAUUGAGCGAUUUAUAGAAAAGUACUUACACACAUUUACAUACAAUGAGCAACAGAAGUUGCUAAGCGGGCGAGGUGUUCAAAAUGAUCUUGACGGGACUUUACUAAUAAGAGAAUAAGAGCGUGUCAAGGUAUUUUUGAAUACCUCGCCCGCUUAGCAACUUCUGCUGCUGAUUGUACAACAUAGAUUAAUAGGUAGUAAAUUUUUGAGAAAUGCCUAGUUUGAUUUUAGAACCACUUUUUAUUAUAACAAUUUUUGUUUAAGAAUUUGUAUUUUAAGUUACAAGUUUAGGUUUGCGAAUCGUAACUUAUAAACAGCAGCAAAAUUAGUUACAUUACUCAAAAGAUCUGCACAGGCUAUAUUUUCUCAACAAUAGAGCUGUGUGUAGAUAAUUUUUGUGCCCUACGUUUACUUAGUUUCUGUCUAACUAUAAAUUAUUAUAACACUUAAUGACUUUUGCUGUAAAACGACAUAUCUACUACGCCAAAAUGUAAGGCAAUUUUUUCUAGUCAUUCUGUGAUUUUAGUUAAAAAGUAUUUGUGGUUUAUAUCAAUAUUAUUUAAUUGUAAGUUUCCAUACUAGUCUUCCUAUUUGUUAAAGGCUGGAUAACCCUUUUACUUUUUACUACGGACACCUAAAAUGCCACCAGCUCCCAAGAGACCGUGAGAUGAAAAAAUCGUGUUCCUUUCGAUGCAGGCGGCAUUUUAUGACUCAUUUUGAUUUUGACGUCAUUUUAUGCUCCAGGUUAAACUUUGUAUUUUUAGUAAAUUGUUAUUUUUGGUAUACUAAACUUAAAUUUUGUUAGAUUUUCACAAUUCUAGGUUUAAUAAAAGUAUAUGUAUGUAUAGAUAAGUAAUAAUUAUAUUCUAAAGUUAGUGUAACAUGUUAUAUAACAUAAUUAUAUUGUUAUUAAGUGAGCGACAAUCUCGAGAAUGCAGCCCCAAAUAAAGCACAUUCGACUAA
Cydia strobilella is the source of this 1255-nucleotide messenger RNA. RefSeq lists its product as uncharacterized. Lineage: Eukaryota; Metazoa; Arthropoda; Insecta; Lepidoptera; Tortricidae. Gene Ontology annotation, molecular function: hormone activity. Bases 15 to 266 code for a protein of 83 amino acids. The transcript is spliced from 3 exons. The record is from RefSeq and is a predicted model, not a curated record.